AUGGGUGAUGGACGGCUGUUGCUGAAUGGCGAUGGUGGUGCUUGUACCACAUUACGUCCAUUAUCCUGUGAAUUGUCCUGCUUGCAGCGGGCCGAUGGGUCCUCCUUGUGGAAGUCUGGAUCCACACAAGUCAUGGCUGCUGUAUAUGGUCCUAUUGCACCCCGAAUUCCAUCUCAAGAAAAGGGCGACGAAGCUCAGGUGUCGGUUGUCAUCAAGUCAGGACGACACAAUAAUGCCAACAACAACAGCAAGAGCAACAAUAGUAUGCUGGAACGAGAAUGGGAACAAUUGGUGACAUCCAUUUUCACCGCCUGCAUUGAUACCAAUGCCUACGCCCGGACUGUAGUGGAAGUGGUGUUGCAAGUCGUUCAAGAUGAUGGUUCCGUCUUGGCGGCGGCACUACACGCUGCAGUGGCUGCCUUGAUGGAUGCAGGAGUAUCCUUGACCAAUCUACCGGUAGCCACCACGUUUUAA
Seminavis robusta is the source of this 474-nucleotide messenger RNA. Lineage: Eukaryota; Bacillariophyta; Bacillariophyceae; Naviculales; Naviculaceae. The record is from the annotation of a GenBank genome assembly.